UCCCGAUUUAUUAUUGCAAAUGUUUGCGGUGACGAGCACGGAGAAGCUCGGGAUCAACGAUGAGCGUUUUAAAUCUGCAAUAACGAUCUCUAAGGCUAAGAAUGUCGAAUGCAGGAAAGAUUAUUGUUGCGAUGAUGAAAACGAUCCCAAAAUAUUGCAUCUUGUGCGAGUUAAAGGAUUUCCACGACUAUUGCCCGAAGGCAUCCUCGCUUUGACUAACUAUUGUCGAUGGCUUCGCGAAUUAUCUUUAUCGUAUGCCUUGCUGAGCGAUGAGCUGCUCUUAGCAUUAUGUUCGAUGAAGCAAAUCCACUUGGAAACUCUGCGAAUAGAAGCAUAUCCAGAAGCGAAACCUUUUCCACUUGUUAGCGACAAAGCAUGGUCCGCAUUUUCAAAUCAUUUGCCUGAUAUAAAUCUUGCGCUACUAUCUUACAUGACCGACGACGAUAAUAAAAAAUUACUUUUUACGUCGCACAUCCCCGUAACACAUUUGUAUCUCGGCGACGCAACAUCUGAGUCGAUGUCACGCAUAAGCAAGCAAUGUCCACGAUUGAUAGAAUUAGUUAUCGCCACAUAUGAAUCUGGUCCGAUCGAUCGUUUCCUGAUUUCCAUGGCCAAGAGUUGCUCGCACCUUAGCGCCGUCAGUUUGGGCGAUUGUGAAAUCACUUGUUCCGGGUUAGCGAAAUUCGUUGCGUUGUGCGCACAUCGUCUGCAGGUAUUGUACGUUUCGGAAACAUCAUUGAUAGAAGAUGCGGACUUUGAUAUUGCUAAAGUGUCGACAAACUUAUCCUCACUCCUUGGUCGGACGUGGGUACCAGAAUAUGUACCAUUGUGGUAAUCUCCUGAGAAGUGAAAAAGAGGUUUCAACAAAAUUUACAGCCAUAACAGGAUACAUAACGAAAUAAAAUAUUCACGACGUACUUUUCUAUUUUUUUCAUAAAUUACAUAACUUACAAAGAUUUUGCAAUGUCGAACAAAAAAUUCAACAUAUUCACUUUUAUGUUUAUAAUGCUUAUAAUAUUUGCAGUAAAAAGCUGUUGAAUAGUAUUACUAAAAAUCUGAAAUAGUCUCGAUAUUUCACGUGCAAUAUUGUUUUAUAUAUUAAAUUAGCAGUAUAUCGCAGAAAUUAAUUGAUCGUUGCUGUUGAUACCAAAAAAUAGAAACUUUAUUAGAUUGUAAUAGUAUUUUUUAGAUGUAAUAUAUAUAUAAAAUAAUGUAACGUUACUAGUACUUGUCUACCAUCGUCGCGUAUAGUAGACCCGUAUAAUAUUCAAUAUCCAUCAUAUGUAAUAUUAUGAUAAUGAGUAACAGUCUGUAUAUACAUUAUUUCUACAUUAUAAUAUAAUAAAUGAUCGGGCAUUUAACAUUACAAUGUCCAACAUUAACAGAAACAUCACUUUUCUA
Acromyrmex echinatior (Panamanian leafcutter ant) is the source of this 1401-nucleotide messenger RNA. RefSeq names its product F-box/LRR-repeat protein 3. Gene Ontology annotation, biological process: SCF-dependent proteasomal ubiquitin-dependent protein catabolic process. Lineage: Eukaryota; Metazoa; Arthropoda; Insecta; Hymenoptera; Formicidae. The record is from RefSeq and is a predicted model, not a curated record. Gene Ontology annotation, cellular component: SCF ubiquitin ligase complex.